Oreochromis aureus is the source of this 1858-nucleotide messenger RNA. RefSeq lists its product as uncharacterized. The record is from RefSeq and is a predicted model, not a curated record. The transcript has 6 exons. The coding region runs from base 12 to 1028 and encodes 338 amino acids. NCBI's taxonomy places the organism in Eukaryota, Metazoa, Chordata, Actinopteri, Cichliformes, Cichlidae.
GAACAUCAGAAAUGAGGAUUAUAUUUUAUUUGCUGAUGCUCAGUGUUGUGUAUUGCUCAGAAGAGCAGAUUUUUGAGACAAAGACUGCUCAUGUUGGAGCGAAUAUAAAGCUGACAUGCCCCCGCAGGUCUACGGGAACCUUAUUUUGGAUCAAGCUUGUUUCUGGAAAUUUUCCUAAAAUAUUUGGAAGGUCAUUUAGCUCUCAGAGGGUUGAUCAGCGCAUUAGAACUGCAACAGAGGAUGGAAUAUUUGAUUUAUAUAUUUCAAAAGUACAGGACAGUGAUACAGGAGUUUACUUCUGUGUGAAAACAUUAAGUCGAGACUUAAUAUUUUUGAGAGGAACAUUCCUGAAAGUAGAAGGACCAGAACCUGCUUUCACUACAGCUCUCCCAUCUGAUCCUGUCCAUCUGGCACACACAGUGACACUGCAGUGUUCGAUCCUCCGUGACUUUCAGAACAAAAGUUGUCCCACUGAUAAGAGGAUGUUCUGUUUGAGUGCCAAAUCACAUCAGUCACACCUGGAUUUAAAUUAUAGUUGUGUUAAUGGUGAAGAUGAAUAUGAAAAGAAUCCAGAGGAACUCUCAGCAAAGACAUGUUUCUACAGCUACUUCAGAAACUUCAGCUCUUUUGAUUUUCAGGCAUAUUACUGUUCGGUGGCCACAUGUGUGGAGUCAUCUUCUGGGGAUAAAACAAAAGGCGAUACUGCAGCAGUCGACAGGAGCAAUUCAAAAAGGAACAACAUAUUUUUUUACCUGUUUAUCGCUACUCUGGCUAUAAGUGUGAUUGUUAUAGCCUUUCUAGUCUAUUCCAUCAAAAAACUAAAGACGAAUUCACAUGUGUACUCUAAUGCUGCUCUGGAAACAAAUGGAAUUUCAGGUGGUGAUCAGGAAAAUCCACAGACAGAUGAGGAUACGUUGGUAUAUUCUACAGCAACUUUUAAAAAAGUGAGUAAAUCAGUGGAAAGACAUAAAAAACCAACAGAGGAAGACAGCAUCUAUGCUGCUGUCAAGGCUCCUGUCCUGGAUUAACAUCUGUCAUGAGAUCUUUUAUGUGAAUAUAGUGUUCCCCUUUUUGUGUUAUAAAUGUACAUAAAUAGACUUUAUUAUCUGGAUACUUUUUGCAUUUUAAUCAGUUUUUAUUAAUAAACAGUAAAAAAAAAUCUUGUUAAAAUAUUGAUAAUAGGACUUUCCAAUAAAUAAAUUGUAAGAAUCAAGAAUCAGCAAAGGUAAAAACAUGUCUAAGUGGUGCCUUUGUUGUUGUUUAGAAGUGGCAAGGGCAAAGGAAACGAUUUAUUGUAGGUUGUAUGUGAGUCACUAAUUUUGCUGCUGCAGUCUGGAUCAACUGAAGGCCUUCCAGAGAGCAUUUAUACAAUAGUUUAAAUACUAAUAUGCAUAUUAUAUUAAUAUUGCAGUAGUCCAACCUAGAAGUAAUACAUGUAUGAACUGGCUUUUCAGCAUCACUUUGAUAUAGGAGGUUUCUAAUUUUCUACCUAUUUUCUACAUAUGUGUUUAAUGUGGAUGUUGGAGGACAUACACAGAUCAAAAAUGACUCCUCAAACUAUUACUGGAGACCAAGCUAAUGUAAUCCAAAUAAGCAUCUGGUUCGACACAUUUAGAAGUAGGAAAUUAGAGGUCAUCCAGUGAAACAGUAGGAUACUAGGGACAGGGUGAGAUAAAGGCAGAUGAUCUGAUGUGCUGACCCCGAAAGGUACUUUACUUACAAUAAAAUAACACAAAAUGUUAAUGUUUGUGGGGUUUUUGUCUUUAAUCUGUAUGUUUUUAGCUACAAGCUUUGUAUUUUGAACACAUCUCAGUCACAUUGUGUUUUGCAUUAAAAUGAAUAAAAAGUUACUCAAAUC